UCCAUGUUCUGGGCUGUCGGUGCAGGAGCUUGUUGAGUCUUUAGACCACGUUGUGUCCCUGCAUAACUUCAAUCCAUAGCUGUGGUCCUGGAGUGACCAGGCAGGAGAUCUGGGCUCUUCACAAUAUCUGAGUGCUUAUGCACUGUGCCAUUUUUCUCCUGGCUUCUGAAACCACAGGCAGACUUCAGAGCUCUGGACUAUGUUGCAUCCUGUGCUGCUGUGAAUAUGCCUGAAGAGAUGGUCUUUGUUCCCCUGAAGUAUAUGUAGGGAGGCAGAGGAAACCCUUGAUUGCUUACACAGCCACAUCUCUACAGAGUGAUGAGAGCUGAGAUCCACAGCGGGGGCAUCUCAGCCUGCCCCAAAAUGUUUGGGGUAUCACUGAGUUCCAGACAUGAUCUGUCUGUUUGGGCCUCAGGGCGGUCUGUCCAUCCUCUAUGCCUUGUCACUAUGCAAGUUCACUUGUGUUCAUCUACCCACAGAGACUGCUAUGGAGCCAUCAUCCCACCCAACCCUCCUCACCAAGAAAGAGGUGAGGAAGGAAAUGGAGAGGCUGACCACGGAGCUGAAGCUAAUGACCAGUCAAAGAAAUGAGCUACGGGAUCACCUGAUCUUUGUCACUGAAGGAACCAUGGACAAUAGGUAUCCAUUGUUUCAGACUCCAGGGCAUGUCCUCAAUGUCACCCUCACCUUCUUCCUUUCAAGGUCUUGGUCUCUACCACAAGCCAAAUUCUGUAAGAAACUGAAGUUGGAGCAUAAAGAGAUCAUGUCAAAAUUAAAGAGCUUGCAGAAUGAGAACACUGAGUCCUCAGAGAAGUUCAGUGAUCUGACCAAGGAGAGUCUUCUGUCGGUAAGCUGGGGUGACAGGAGGAGGCUGGCAGGGCCUUAUUAUGCCGUGCGUGUCUCCAGUGGUCUGCACAGCCGGCUCCUGAUGGAACAGACUCAGCUGGAGAAGAAGGUGGGCAUGCUGAGGCAGGAGAACAACAAACUAAUGGAGGAUUGGAUCCUGCUGAAGCACCAUUCCAAGGACUUGAAAUUGAUCUGUAAGGACCAAGAGGAAGAGACCAGUGACCUCCAAACCCAACAACAACAGGUAGGGGCAGACACCCACCUCAUGCCAUCUGAGGUGUUCACUUCAGUGGCCAUGCACAAGUCCAGAAAACUUCAGCUGGAACAGGCCACAGCCCAGGAUGAGGGCCCCUCGCAGAGGGGGGCUCUACAGCAAGAGCCACCUGCUGAGUCCCAUUCCCAGCAACUGCUGAAAUCUGGGGAUGAAGUUUCUUCUUCAGAUUUGGUUUCCAUUGUGGAAUAG
Molecule: messenger RNA, 1309 nt
Organism: Peromyscus californicus insignis
Lineage: Eukaryota; Metazoa; Chordata; Mammalia; Rodentia; Cricetidae
Product: disks large homolog 5-like
Exons: 5
Coding region: 392-1309 (305 amino acids)
Source: RefSeq, a predicted model, not a curated record